AUGACAAUACAACUUGCAGGAUGUGAUGAGUGCGCUGAACUGACGAGUAAUGGUAUGACAUGCCCUAUAGGAUUCGUUUGCGAAGAUGUUACCCUCCAAGCAGCAUGUACUGAAUGUACCGCAUUGACGAACACCGGUAUGGACUGUCCCAAAGGUCUCAUCUGUGAAGUUGCCAUGCAGCGUGAAGGGCAAUGCUCUGAACUCUUCUGUGCAACUGGUAGUCUCACAGGGAAUACAGAACGUACUCCGUUGACACUUCUGACCUGCAACACAGAAGCCGAAUGGGUUGACACCCAAGACGUCACGUAUACUUUAGCGCAAUGUGAAACACCUUGUGACCAAUGUGCAGCACUGACGAACACCGGCAUGACAUGUCUUUCCGGCUUCAUCUGCACUCCUGUGACGACCAACACCGACGGACAAUGCCCUGAAGCAACUUGUGUAAGCGGUCUUAUGACAGCCGGAGAUGGGCGAACAACUGUCACGUCGUUGUCCUGCAACGGCUUGACUCAAUGGGUCGACGCGCAGGAUACGGUCUACACAAAAGCCCAGUGUGAAACAGGUUGCACAUGUCCUCCACUAACCAUCUCUACCCCUCCCACCAACCAACCACCGCCUCGUGGUAAUCCAUUGGGAACUGACGCUCAAGGCUGCUCAAUACUGACCCCUCAAUGCCGACAAAUGGAUCUAUACAGACUCGUCACCGACAAUGGCAUCGUCACCCUGCAGCCACCAGCUGCUCGAAACACUGCGAUGACUUGCCGUAAUGGAAAAUGGAUGGCGACAAUCAACGGCGUCGAGACGGUCGUUACGGAACAAGCUUGCUAUUCAGAUUACAGUGAGUUUUCCCUUAAAACACCAUCAGGUACAAAAGGGAGUUCGAUCUACUUUCUGUAG
Molecule: messenger RNA, 897 nt
Organism: Cooperia oncophora
Lineage: Eukaryota; Metazoa; Nematoda; Chromadorea; Rhabditida; Trichostrongylidae
Source: the annotation of a GenBank genome assembly